Messenger RNA from Brettanomyces bruxellensis, 1542 nucleotides. RefSeq lists its product as uncharacterized. Gene Ontology annotation, cellular component: cytoplasm. Gene Ontology annotation, biological process: thiamine biosynthetic process. The coding region runs from base 1 to 1542 and encodes 513 amino acids. Lineage: Eukaryota; Fungi; Ascomycota; Pichiomycetes; Pichiales; Pichiaceae. The transcript has a single exon. The record is from RefSeq and is a predicted model, not a curated record. Gene Ontology annotation, molecular function: thiamine-phosphate diphosphorylase activity; magnesium ion binding; ATP binding.
AUGAACAGAGACAAUUUCGACUUGUCGGUGUACCUAGUGACGGAUUCCACAAUGAUUCCUGAAGGUUCGACAUUUAUGGACCAGGUGAAAAAAGCAAUUGAUAAUGGUGCAACGUGCGUGCAAUUGCGGGAGAAAAAGAUUGAAACCAAGGACUUUAUCGAGAGGGCAAGGGCAGUGAAGAAGUUAACGGAUGCUGCGAAGAUUCCUUUGAUCAUCAAUGAUCGAUUAGAUGUAGCAUUGGCAGUUGGUGCCAGUCUCCACAUAGGGCAAGACGAUAUGGACGCAAAGGAGGCAAGAAAGCUACUGGGAGAGGACAAAAUCAUCGGUGUGUCAGUUUCGACACCCGAGGAGACCAAGAAGGCGAUUGCAGACGGUGCCGACUACGUUGGAAUUGGACUAUGCUUCAGCACACAAACCAAAGUGACACACAAGAUUCCAUGUGGUCCAAGAGGUGCCCAGCGGAUACUCCGGGCGAUAUGCGAGUGCGAGUCUGAUCUGAAGACAUGCUUGAUUGGUGGAAUCAACCAGUCCAACGUGUCGAGGGUCCGGUACCAGUCCGGAAUCCCAGAUCGCAAAUUAGACGGUGUAGCAGUUGUUUCGUGCAUUAUGGCCCAGGAGGACGCAGCGAAAGCCACAAUAGAGUUGGCCGGUGGCUGGAACGACACCCCAGCGUGGUGCCAGUCGAUCCGGCGGCUUGAUUUGGACCAGAAGGCACUUGUUGCUCGAGUCAGAGAGAAACACCCGAUCAUCCACCACAUAACAAACAACGUGGUGAAAAACUUCAGUGCCAACGUCACUCUUGCUGUCGGGGGCUCUCCAAUUAUGAGCGAGAGCAGCCCUGAGUUCGACGAGCUUGCGUCGUUCGACGGUGGCCUUGUUCUAAAUGCAGGCGAGGCAACACCCGAAAACUUCAGCAUGUUUAUCGAUGCGGCCCGGGCCUACAACAAGAACAACAAGCCGAUCGUCUACGACCCGGUCGGAUGCCCGGCAUCUGCUUACAGGGCAAACUUCACGCGGUCGAUGCUUGUUGAGGGCUACUUUACCGUGAUCAAGGGGAACCAGGAUGAGAUCAUGACUGCUGCUGGAAUGAGCCUCGGUGUCUCCGGUGGUUGCGACAGUGUCAGCAAUGCGGAAACCAAAACUGUCCUUGGUAUCGCCCAGAAGUUUGCACUUUCGACCCGGUCGGUUGUGGUCGUGACGGGGAAAACAGACAUCAUCGCAGACGGGAUUUUCGACGGCCAGACGGAUCUAGUUGACUGCGAUGUGUCGAAGCAGAGAGUCGCUCUGAUUGACGGUGGAAGUCCAAUGAUGGGAUCCAUAACGGGAACAGGUUGUUCUCUCGGCUCUGUUAUCUGUUCGUUUGUGGCAGCCAAUCGUGAAGAUCCUUUCAAGGCUACUGUGGCAGCCUGUCGGUUUUACAAGGAUGCUGGAUCUGUUGCUGCCGAGCUUGCUCAGCAUAAGGGGCCGGGCACUUUCCAGUAUUUGUUCCUGGAUGCUUUGUACCAGUCGUCGAUUGGCUCUGACUUGGUGUCUGAGUUUUAG